Procambarus clarkii (red swamp crayfish) is the source of this 1614-nucleotide messenger RNA. NCBI's taxonomy places the organism in Eukaryota, Metazoa, Arthropoda, Malacostraca, Decapoda, Cambaridae. The record is from RefSeq and is a predicted model, not a curated record.
AUGCGCCUGUGGUCGGAUAUACCUUCUUCUGCCCGGCUUAUGGGUUACUACGUCCGAUUUGGUGUACGACCAUCCAUCUGGUCGUGUGAGGGAGGACGACCAUCCAUCUGGUCGUGUGAGGGAGGACGACCAUCCAUCUGGUCGUGUGAGGGAGGACGACCAUCCAUCUGGUCGUGUGAGGGAGGACGACCAUCCAUCUGGUCAUGUGAGGGAGGACGACCAUCCAUCUGGUCAUGUGAGGGAGGACGACCAUCCAUCUGGUCGUGUGAGGGAGGACGACCAUCCAUCUGGUCGUGUGAGGGAGGACGACCAUCCAUCUGGUCAUGUGAGGGAGGACGACCAUCCAUCUGGUCAUGUGAGGGAGGACGACCAUCCAUCUUGUCGUGUGAGGGAGGACGACCAUCCAUCUUGUCGUGUGAGGGAGGACGACCAUCCAUCUGGUCAUGUGAGGGAGGACGACCAUCCAUCUGGUCAUGUGAGGGAGGACGACCAUCCAUCUUGUCGUGUGAGGGAGGACGACCAUCCAUCUGGUCGUGUGAGGGGGGACGACCAUCCAUCUGGUCGUGUGAGAGGGACGACCAUCCAUCUGGUCGUGUGAGGGAGGACGACCAUCCAUCUUGUCGUGUGAGGGAGGACGACCAUCCAUCUUGUCGUGUGAGGGAGGACGACCAUCCAUAUUGUCGUGUGAGGGAGGACGACCAUCCAUCUGGUCGUGUGAGGGAGGACGACCAUCCAUCUGGUCGUGUGAGGGAGGACGACCAUCCAUCUGGUCGUGUGAGAGAGGACGACCAUCCAUCUGGUCGUGUGAGGGAGGACGACCAUCCAUCUGGUCGUGCGAGGGAGGACGACCAUCCAUAUGGUCGUGCGAGGGAGGACGACCAUCCAUCUGGUCAUGUGAGGGAGGACGACCAUCCAUCUGGUCGUGUGAGGGAGGACGACCAUCCAUCUGGUCGUGUGAGGGAGGACGACCAUCCAUCUGGUCGUGUGAGGGAGGACGACCAUCCAUCUGGUCGUGUGAGGGAAGACGACCAUCCAUCUGGUCGUGUGAGGGAGGACGACCAUCCAUCUGGUCGUGUGAGGGAGGACGACCAUCCAUUUGGUCGUGUGAGGGAGGACGACCAUCUAUCUUGUCGUGUGAGGGAGGACGACCAUCCAUCUGGUCGUGUGAGGGGGGACGACCAUCCAUCUGGUCGUGUGAAGGAGGACAACCAUCCAUCUGGUCGUGUGAGGGAGGACGACUAUCCAUCUGGUCGUGUGAGGGAGGACGACCAUCCAUCUGGUCGUGUGAGGGAGGACGACCAUCUAUCUUGUCGUGUGAGGGAGGACGACCAUCCAUCUGGUCGUGUGAGGGAGGACGACCAUCCAUCUGGUCGUGUGAGGGAGGACGACCAUCCAUCUGGUCGUGUGAGGGAGGACGACCAUCCAUCUGGUCGUGUGAGGGAGGACGACCAUCCAUCUGGUCGUGUGAGGGAGGACGACCAUCCAUCUGGUCGUGUGAGGGAGGACGACCAUCCAUCUGGUCGUGUGAGGGGGGACGACCAUCCAUCUGGUCGUGUGAAGGAGGACAACCAUCCAUCUGGUCGUGUGAGGGAGGACGACCAUCCAUCUGGUUAG